Messenger RNA from Daktulosphaira vitifoliae (grape phylloxera), 3718 nucleotides. It is a transcript of the gene Oatp74D, whose product is annotated as solute carrier organic anion transporter family member 74D. Gene Ontology annotation, molecular function: protein binding. NCBI's taxonomy places the organism in Eukaryota, Metazoa, Arthropoda, Insecta, Hemiptera, Phylloxeridae. Gene Ontology annotation, biological process: sodium-independent organic anion transport; transmembrane transport. The transcript is spliced from 9 exons. The record is from RefSeq and is a predicted model, not a curated record. Gene Ontology annotation, cellular component: membrane. The coding region runs from base 580 to 2652 and encodes 690 amino acids.
GCAGUAGCGACGGCAGCACCGGCAGUGCUUCGGUCGGUUCGGCUUCUUCUCGACGCACGCGCGCAUGCUCUUCUCGUACUCGACCGGUGCGCAGUAUAGACGUAGUAGUAAGUAUUAUAAUAACACGACAUCAUAAUAGAGUAGUCGUCGGCACUCAUUCAUUGUUUCUGCUCGUGCGCCGCCACUGAAGUACUAACAAUAAUAAUAAUUGCCACAUAACUACCUCCGCGGAUAAAAUAAAAAAAAUACGCCGAAAACUUCUCGCUUUUAACAAUCAUUUGAAAUAUUUUAAACGUACUGCGGACGCACAAAUAAUCGGAUUCACUUUCACUGUGUCGUUUCAAGUCAGACCCGGUGUCGUUUCUAAUGCCUGCGGUCUGUUUGCUGUGCUGGUCACCGUACGAUCGCCACCGAAGGACCAAUCGCGCGCAGAUUAACACUACUGCGUCUACGACGGCGAUCUACGACUGAUGGCGACAAGUGGCGGUUAGCUGAAAUCGAAGCAGCGGCUCAAAGGACGAUGCCUAUAACUACUAAGAGUACAUCAGGAUCCAAAGAAAAUUAAUCAACACGAACUUAAUGAUGGCUGCUUUUAAUGGAACCGAAGAAAAGACAGAAGAAGCGAAUCAAGAAACUAAUGCCAAUUUACCAGCAGUGGUUAUCAGUGAUGAUGAUAAUGGAGAUAUACAAUGUGGCAUUGGACUAUGUAAACCAAAAUGGAUGCAGAUAUUUGCAUCAAAGCAAGCAUUUUUAGCUAUGUUUUGUAUAGGAUGGGUACUUCAAGGUAUGUUUUAUACAUACUUUGUAAGUGUAAUCACCACCCUGGAAAAACUAUUUCAGUUACAAAGCAAGACAACUGGUAUAGUAAUGAGUGCUACAGAGAUCGGACAAAUUGGAUCAUCAUUAUUGUUGACUUAUUAUGGUGGUCAAGGACAUAGGCCUCGUUGGAUAGCUUGCGGUAUGGUAUUGUUUGCUGUUGCAGCGUUUUCAUGUUCGAUACCUCAUUUUUUAUUCGGACAUCAUCAAUUGGUAACAAAGUAUGAUGGACCAGUUGAUGGUAACUUUACUGCUAUCUUACCUAAUGUAUGUGUUAAGCCUGAAAAAGGAUUUGGUGUUUCUGAUCAACGAGAAGUUUGUCAUAAGUCGGUUCUAAGUCAACAAGAAACCCAAUCAAAAAAUACACAAAUUGUAUUAACUAUAUUUUUUGUCAGUCUUCUGGUCGUAGGAAUGGGACAGACUGCGGUUUACACUUUAGGAAUACCAUUCAUAGAUGACAAUGUAGCUAGUCGUGAAUCACCACUUUAUUUUUCUAUAACUAUAGGUGUUCGUAUACUAGGACCAUCAUUUGGAUUUUUGUUGGGAGCUCUAUGCACUAGUUUAUACGCUGACUUAUCGAUGGAGCCAGAUAUUUUACCGACUGAUCCUCGGUGGGUUGGAGCGUGGUGGUUAGGUUUAGUCGGUAUAUCAGUGUCAUUACUUUUGGCUUCUUUACCCAUGUUCGCGUUUCCAAAACGAUUACCAUCAGCUGUUAAUGAAGUUGCGGUAAUUGCUAUAAAAAAACCAGCAAAUGGCGAAGUUUGCACUAACAAUGGUCAAGCAGUUCCAAAAGCUCCAAGACUAAAAGAUUUCCCAAAUGCUAUUAAAAGACUUCUAAAAAAUGAUAUACUUAUGUACAGAACUGCUAGCAGUGUUCUUCAUUUAUUACCUAUAGCUGGUAUUUACACAUUUUUACCAAAAUAUUUUGAAUCGCAAUUCCGAUUUCCUGCUCAUACAGCCAACAUGGUUACUGGAAUUUACGGAAUAAUGGUAAUGGGUAUUGGAAUCAUUAUAUCUGGAGUAUUUAUAUUGAAGAAAAAUCCUAAUGCGAGAGCGGUGGCUGCUUGGAUUGCGUUUACAGCUGUAGCUUAUGCUAUUGGUAUGGGAAUAUUGAUGUUGUUUGGAUGUCCGAUGAAUAAUUUUUCAGGAUUGUACUACAAUGAGCAGAACGUCGCCAAAUUUGAAUCUCAUUGUACAAAUCAAUGCAUGUGUGAUCAAGAGAAAUUUAGCCCAAUAUGCGGUGACGAUGGUCGAACAUAUUUUUCACCGUGUCAUGCUGGAUGCCAAAACCUGACCAGUAUCAACAAGAACUCUCAUAAAUUUGUAGAUUGUCUCUGUAUGGAAGGUAAUGCGAACGAAGCUGUACCAGGUCUUUGUGAUAAUGGGUGUGACGACACAGGUUUCUGGUACGUUGCAUUGUUUUCAAUGUUUGUCUUUAUCCAUUCUACAUCAGAAGUGGGUAGUAUGUUACUCAUACUUCGAUGUGUGCAUCCUCAAGAUAAAGCGAUGGCGUUGGGUCUCAUACAAUUUGCAAUCGGUCUUUUCGGAAAUGUGCCUUGUCCUAUUAUAUACGGUGCAGUGGUUGAUUCUGCGUGUAUGGUAUGGGAAAUGACAUGCGGUAAACCUGGAGCAUGUACACUCUACAAUUCGGACUUAUUCCGAAUCUUUUAUCACGGUAUAACUGGAGUACUAAUGCUGUGUGCCUUUUUUGUGGAUGUUAUCGUUUGGUACAAAGCUGGUAGUAUUAAUUUUGACGAUGAACAUCACUUGCCAGUAAAUGAAGAAGAAUUAAGCCAGCUAACUCCUAUAACUGAUAAAACUGAAACAGCAGUUUGACAAAAGUUUUAACAAAAGCAGCCUACCAGUUAUCAUGUUCCUUAUUCAUAACGUGAGAUAGAUCUGUUUAAGUGUUAUCACAUGAAGUCAUGAAGUCGUCAGUCAUUUACAAAUGAGUUUAAAAUUUUCAAAAAAAAAUUUUAUUUUUAUAGUUUAUUUUAUUAUGUGACACAAAUUUAUUAGCAAAUAAAUUGUUAUUAGCCAUUUUAAAAUUAGACCAAUAUUUUUUACUAUUAUAAAAUCACGUAAAUUACUUUUUUUAAUAUAAUAUGAAAACAUUACAUCACAGUAAAAACAAAAUUUAAAUAUUUUUCUAUUGUUAAUAUUUUUAUUUUUAUAAAUAUUUAAAAAAAUAUUAUUUUUUUUAUAAAUUAAUUUUUUGAGUGAACUAAUUUUUUAUUGAGAAUAUAUAUAUAUAUAUAUAUAUAUUGUUUUUUAUGUUAAUGAAUAUCAUUAAAAUGAAAUAGACAAUUUGGAUUAUAUAUUUUUAAGUAUAUUAAUCAAAGUCUACAUCAUUUUUUAUUGUUAUUGUUGUUAUUGACACUAAAUAUUAUAACAGCAACUUAACUAGUCGCAUUUAUUUUGAUUUCUAAGAUAAAACAAAUGCUGUUGUAAUCUUUUUUUGUGUGUUCAUUAAAUCAUCUUUGUAUUAUAUGAAUAAAAAAUGUAAAACUUCUAUUUGAAAGACUGUACGCAAAAAUUUUGGUAAUACGUUAUUACUUAUUAGUUUUGAUAUUUUCAAACUUUUAAAAUAAUUAUCAUUCGACAAAUUUUUUUUAAUUUACAAACUUUCACAUCACAUAAAAUAAGUUACCUGCUGUAUGAUAUGCAUAAAUACGAAUAUAUGAUAUGUAUGUAGAUCUAAUUUAGUUUUAAUUAUAAUAGGAACAAUUAUUAGAUUAUUGUAUAUUUAUAUUAGUGAAUUAAUUGAUUACGUUUUUGUUCGACUAAAAAUACGAGAAAAUUAUCUUUAGUUAAUUAAUUAUUUGUUUUAAAUGAAUUGUAUGAGUGUGCUAUGUUGUUUUCAUAUUUGUUUAUUUACGUUUAAUAUAGUGUUAAAUAUUUA